AUGCCUACACCGCCACCAAAAUCUUCUCCGCCAACCCCAACACCAACACCUCCACCAACUCUGACGCCAACAGUGCCACCAACAACACCAACAUCGUCACCAAAAUCUGCUCCGCCAACCCCAACACCUCCACUAACUCUGACGCCAACACUGCCACCAACUACACCAACACCGUCACCAAAAUCUGCACCUCCAACACCGACACCACCUCCAAAAUCUGCUUCGCCAACACCAGUAACAACACCAAAAUCUGCUCCGCCAACACCAACACCGUCACCAAAAUCUGCUCCCCCAACCCCAACACCAACACCUCCACCAACUCCAACGCCACCAACAACACCAACACCGUCACCAAAAUCUUCUCCGCCAACACCGACACAACCUCCAACACCGACACCAAAAUCUGCUCCGCCAACAGCAACACCGACACCAAAAUCUGCUCCGCCAACACCAACACCUUCACAAAAAUCUUCUCCUCCAACACCAACACCGUCACCAAAAUCGGCUCCUCCAACCCCAACACCAACACCUCCACCAACUCUGACGCCAACACUACCACCGAUAUCACCAACACCGUCACCAAAAUCUGCUCCUACAACACCGACACCACCUCCAAAAUCUGCUCCGCCAACACCAGCACCAACACCAAAAUCUGCUCCGCCAACACCAACACCGUCGCCAAAAUCUUCUCCCCCAACCCCAACACCAACACCUCCACCAACUCUAACGCCAACAACGCCACCAACAACACCAACACCCAACACCGACACCAAAAUCUGCUCCGCCAACACCAACACCUUCACCAAAUCUGCUCCUCCAACACCGGUACCGUCACCAAAAUCUUCUCCUCCAACCCCAACACCAACACCUCCACCAACUCUCACGCCAACAAUGCCACCAAUAACACCAACACCGUCACCAAAAUCGGCUCCGCCAACACCAACACCUCCACCAACUCUGACGCCAGCACUACCACCAACAACACCAACACCGUCACCAAAAUCUGCUGCUCCAACACCGACACUACCUCCAAAAUCUGCUCCGCCAACAUUAACACCUUCACCAAAAUCAGCUCCUCCAACACCAACACCGUCACCAAAAUCUUCUCCGCCAACCCCAACACCAACUCUGACGCCAACAUUUCCACCAACAAUACCAACACCGUCACCAAAAUCUGCUCCGCCAACCCCAACAACAACACCUCCACCAACUCUAACGCCAACAGUGCCACCAACACCAACACCGUCACCAAAAUCUGCUCCGCCAACACCAACACCUUCACCAAAAUCAGCUCCUCCAACACCAACACCGUCACCAAAAUCUUCUCCGCCAACCCCAACACCAACACUUCCACCAACUCCGACGCCAACACUGUCACCAACAACACCAACACCGUCACCAAAAUCUGCUUCUCCAACCCCAACACCAACUCCUCCACCAACUCUGACGCCAACACUGCCACCAACAACACCAACACCGUCACCAAAAUCUGCUCCUCCAACACCGACACCACCUCCAAAAUCUACUCCGCCAACACCAGCACCAACACCAAAAUCUGCUCCGCCAACACCAACACCUUCACCAAAAUCUGCUCCCCCAACCCCUACACCAACACCUCCACCAACUCUGACGCCAACACUUCCACCAACAACACCAACACCCUCACCAAAAUCUGCUGCUCCAACACCGACACUGCCUCCAAAAUCUGCUCCGCCAACAUUAACACCUUCACCAAAAUCAUCUCCUCCAACACCAACACCGUCACCAAAAUCUUCUCCACCAACCCCAACACCAACUCUGACGCCAACAAUACCAACACCGUCACCAAAAUCUGCUCCGCCAACCCCAACAACACCUCCACCAACUCUAACGCCAACAGUGCCACCAACACCAACACCAACACCGUCACCAAAAUCUGCUCCGCCAACACCAACACCUUCACCAAAAUCAGCUCCUCCAACACCAACACCAACACCGUCACCAAAAUCUUCUCCGCCAACCCCAACACCAACACUUCCACCAACUCCGACGCCAACAGUGCCACCAACAACACCAACACCAUCACCAAAAUCUGCUUCUCCAACCCCAACACCAACACCUCCACCAACUCUGACGCCAACACUGCCACCAACAACACCAACACCGUCACCAAAAUAUGCUCCUCCAACACCGACACCACCUCCAAAAUCUGCUCCACCAACACCAGCACCAACACCAAAAUCUGCUCCGCCAACACCAACACCGUCACCAAAAUCUGCUCCCCCAACCCCUACACCAACUCUGACGCCAACAACGCCACCAACACACCAACACCUGCCACCAACACCAACACCAACACCGUCACCAAAAUCUGCUCCGCCAACACCAACACCUUCACCAAAAUCAGCUCCUCCAACACCAACACCGUCACCAAAAUCUUCUCCGCCAACCCCAACACCAACACUUCCACCAACUCCGACGCCAACAGUGCCAACCACAACACCAACACCAUCACCAAAAUCUGCUUCUCCAACCCCAACACCAACACCUCCACCAACUCUGACGCCAACACUGCCACCAACAACACCAACACCGUCACCAAAAUAUGCUCCUCCAACACCGACACCACCUCCAAAAUCUGCUCCACCAACACCAGCACCAACACCAAAAUCUGCUCCGCCAACACCAACACCGUCACCAAAAUCUGCUCCCCCAACCCCUACACCAACUCUGACGCCAACAACGCCACCAACAACACCAACACCGUCACCAAAAUCUUCUCCGCCAACACUUCCACCAACUUUGACGCCAACACCGCCACCAACUACACCAACAUCGUCACCAAAAUCUGCUCCGCCAACACCAACACCUUCACCAAAAUCAGCUCCGCCAACACCAACACCGUCACCAAAAUCUGCAUCGCCAACACCAACACCGUCUCCAAAAUCUGCUCCGCCAGCACCAACACGUUCACCAAAAUCAGCUCCGCCAACACCAACUCCAAAAUCUGCUCCGCCAACACCAACACCGUCACCAAGAUCUGCACCGCCAACACCAGCACCGUCUCCAAAAUCUGCUCCGCCAACACUAACGCCGUCACCAAAAUCUACACCGCCAGCACCAACACCGUCUCAUAAAUCGGCUCCGCCAGCACCAACACCGACAUCUUCACCAAAACCUGCUCCGCCAGCACCAACACCGUCUCCAAAAUCUGCUCCGCCGACACCUACACCAGCACCAAUGAGUCAAGAAAUGUGCCCAAUAGACAUUGUGAAAUUAGGUGGUUGUGUAGAUGUGUUGAGUGGUAUAGUGGGGAUAAGCAUAGGUGGUAGUGCGAAGGAGAAAUGUUGUCCGUUGUUGCAAGGGAUUGCGGAUUUGGAUGCGGCUCUCUGUCUCUGCACCGCCAUUGAAGCCAAGGUAUUAAAUGUUAACAUCGUCUUGCCUAUUGCUCUUAAAGUGCUGAUCAACGACUGUGGGAAGCACCCACCUCCAGGAUUCAGCUGUCCUACAAGUCCACCACCAAAAUCAGCUCCGCCAACACCAACACCAACUCCAAAAUCUGCUCCACCAACACCAACACCAUCACCAAAAUCUGCACCACCAACACCAAUACCGUCUCCAAAAUCUGCUCCGCCAGCACCAACACCUUCACCAAAAUCAGCACCGCCAACACCAACACCAACACCGUCUCCAAAAUCUGCUCCGCCAGCACCAACACCUUCACCAAAAUCAGCUAAGCCAACACCAACACCAACUCCAAAUUCUGCUCCGCCAACACCAACACCUUCACCAAAAUCGGCACCGCCAACCCCUACACCAUCUCCAAAAUCUGCUCCGACGACACCAACACCACCUCCGAAAUCUGCUCCUCCAACACCAACACCGACACCUUCACCUAAUUCUGCUCCGCCAAUACCAACACCGACACCUUCACCAAAAUCUGCUCCGCCAACACCAACACCAGCACCAGCACCAAUGAGUCAAGAAAUAUGCCCCAUAGACAUUGUGAAAUUAGGUGGUUGUGUAGAUGUGUUGGGUGGUAUAGUGGGGAUAAGAAUAGGUGGUAGUGCGAAGGAGAAAUGUUGUCCAUUGUUGCAAGGAAUUGCGGAUUUGGAUGCGGCUCUCUGUCUCUGCACUGCCAUUGAAGCCAAGGUACUAAAUGUUAACAUCGUCUUGCCUAUUGCUCUUAAAGUGCUGAUCAACGACUGUGGCAAGCACCCACCUCCAGGAUUCAACUGUCCUACAAAUGACAAAUCAAGUCCACCACCAAAAUCGGCUCCACCAAUUGCAGCACCACCAACACCAACACCGCCACCAACUCAGGCACCAACACCGCCACCAGCUCAGGCAUCAACACCGCCAGCAAUAACACCAGCACCAAUGGAAAAAGCGAUGUGCCCAGUUGACGCUAUUAAAUUAGGCGGAUGUGUGGAUGUGUUAGGCGGAGUACUUGGAAUCGUAGUUGGGGGAAGCGCUAAAGAAAAAUGUUGUCCACUGCUAGAAGGAAUUACCGAUUUGGACGCAGCUCUUUGUCUCUGCACCACUAUAAAAGCCAAGGUUCUCAACGUAAGCAUCGUCUUACCAAUCGCUCUUCAAGUACUCAUCCAAGAAUGUGGGAAGCACCCGCCUCCGGAAUUCACCUGUCCAACAUAGUUUAGCUACGUACGUACUUGCAUGAAAUAAUUCCUAGUGGGGAACAUUAUCCUUUGUUUAUCUACUUUCUGUUUUUGUUUUUGUUGUUCAUAUUUUGUUGACCCACUACGGCUCGCAUCAGAGGUGAACGAAAAGAAAAAACUUGGUGACAGUUAACAGUCACGUAAGUAGAAAGAUGGAGUGUGUGCGUCAAUGUUAGA
Papaver somniferum (opium poppy) is the source of this 4832-nucleotide messenger RNA. RefSeq names its product mucin-2-like. The transcript has 3 exons. Lineage: Eukaryota; Viridiplantae; Streptophyta; Magnoliopsida; Ranunculales; Papaveraceae. The record is from RefSeq and is a predicted model, not a curated record. The coding region runs from base 1 to 4632 and encodes 1543 amino acids.